Talaromyces amestolkiae is the source of this 276-nucleotide messenger RNA. RefSeq lists its product as uncharacterized. The coding region runs from base 1 to 276 and encodes 91 amino acids. NCBI's taxonomy places the organism in Eukaryota, Fungi, Ascomycota, Eurotiomycetes, Eurotiales, Trichocomaceae. The record is from RefSeq and is a predicted model, not a curated record. The transcript has 2 exons.
AUGGACGGCCAACCACAAUUCGAUAUCAGCAAACUCAGCAUGUCUGAUCGUCAAGAAUUGAACCAAUUCUUGCAAAAUGAGACACAAAAGUCGAAUAUCCAGCAGACCGUCCACCAGCUCACUGAUAUCUGCUUCAAGAAAUGCGUCACCUCGAAAAUCUCAUCCAAGACACUCGACCGAACCGAGGAAGCCUGCGCACAAAACUGUGUCAACAGAUGGCUGGAUGCGAAUCUUGCUAUUGUCAAGCAUUUGGAGGUCGUUCGCGGAUCGCAAUAA